AUCAGUUUCUCUUUCACCUUAGGCUGCACGUAGGCUUUUGUAAUGUCACGGCAUCGAUACUGUGGUUUUUAAGGUAAAUGUACAAAAACAUUUACCUGUUUUGACGCACUGUGGGAUGUAAAACAUCUUUACCUGAUGCUAACCAGCAUGUUUUGGACAUCUCCGUCACUUCUCUGUACGUUCUCAGAAACAGACACUGGAUGUUUACUCUCAACUGGAGUCUCUCACACACGAGCUUGUAGCACAGACGCUUUUGUGUGAUCUCUGUUUAUCUGUGCCUCGAAAUGGCAGAAGCCAGCAUUCCUGUGGAGCAGUUGACAUGUCCGGUGUGUCUGGAUCUAUUGAACGAUCCCGUGACUAUUCCCUGUGGACACAGUUACUGUAUGAGCUGUAUUACAGACUGCUGGGAUCGGACGAGAGUCUACAGCUGCCCUCACUGCAGAAGGGUCUUCACUCCCAGACCUGAUUUAGGUAAAAACAUCAUUCUGGCUGAAAUGAUAGAAAAACUGAAGCAGAUUCAGGUCCAGGCCGCUGAUCCCACUCAUUCUUAUGCUGGACUUGUAGAUGUGUGUGACAUGUGCAUCGGAAGAAAAGAUAAAGCUGUCAAGUCCUGUCUGAUGUGUUUGAAAUCUUACUGUCAUGCUCAUUUUGAACAUCAUAAAAUGGUUUACUCGGGUAAAGCACACGAGGUGAUUGAUGCCACUAGACUUCAGGAGAACAUCUGUCGUCAACAUAACAAACAGCUGGACGUCUUCUGUCGUACCGACCAGCAGCUUAUAUGUUCUCUUUGUACAAGAGAUGAGCAUAAAAAACACGAUACUGUACCGGCUGUAGCAGAGAGGACAGAGAAACAGAAACAGCUGGAAAUAUCACAGAGAAACUUCCAGAAUUACAUAAGAUUUAAAAAAGUGCAUCUUCAGCAACUAAGAGACAAUGUGAAGAGUCAUAAGUGGUCUGCACAGACAGAGAGUCUAGCUGAACGACGUGCGGCGCUACUGGAGAAAGAGAUUGAUGGUCUGAAGAGAAGAGAUGCUGAACUGAACAAGCUUUUGAGCACACAUGAUCACAUCCAAUUCCUGCAGGGAUUCCAGUCUUUCUCUGGUCCGGACAUACCUGUGGAAAUAUCUGACUUGACUUCACUCUUCUCCGUCGAGGAUGUGGGAAAACUGUUAAAAGUACUAGAAUUAAAGUCCAAGACAGUGCCACGACCCAGGCCAUCCUCAGUGGAGUUCCAGCCAAGUGUCUACACACCUGCAACAUCAAAGCCACAGGUCUGGCCCCCCACACCACCAAAGCCACGACCCAGGCCCUCCUCAAUAGCAUUAAAUACAGGAGCCUUAACAUUACCGAAAUCAUGGGCAAAGUCCACAACACCUUCAGAAUCACAGUCCCGGCCCAACAUAGAGUCAGUGUUCCACAGGAAUAGCUUCACAGCAUCAAAGCGAACAUUUGGGACUGUCACUGCUGACUCUGAGUCAAAGCGUAAAUCCAUCAUACUGCCACCAGAAUCAGAAUCAAGAACCUCCACAGCACCAGAGGCAAGUCCCAGGACCUCCACAGGACCAGAGUCACGGUUCAGGACCUCCACAGCACCAGACUCACAGCUCGGGACCUCCACAGUACCAAAGUUAGGGACUGUCACCUCUAGGACCAGUGUAACACCUAAGUCAAGUCGCAGGCCCAUGAUGCCACCAAAGCUGGAGCCCACAACCUACACAGUACCUGAGACACAGCUCAGGACCUCAACAGCCCCCGAGUCACAGCUCAGGACCUCAAUAGCACCAAAGUUUGGGACUGUCACCUCUAGGACCAGUAUAACACCUGAAUCAAGUCGCAGGCCCAUGAUGCCAGCUAAGCUGGAGCCCACAUACUCCACAGCACCAGAGUCACAGUACAACCAUGACUUAGUAAAGGAACUGAAGUCCAAGCUCAAUGCUAAAAAACAGUAUGUUCCCUGAGAUGUGCUGCAGCUUUGAUCUUUUUGCUUAGUGAGGGAACAUUUUAUAAUCAACUUCAUGGGUACCACUUAAUUUUUUAUUUAAGUUGCUACAUUUAUUACGUCUUAUACAAAAAAUAAAUAAGCAACAGCAGUAAAUUGUGAACUUGUUGAAGAUAUACACCCUAAAUUUUCCAUUUGUGGAUUCUUCUGUAAUAAAUGAUAAGUGAUUAUUUGGGCCCACAAAAAUGUCAAACAAAGGUAUUAAACUUAUUAACCCAUUAGAGCUAUUGAACUGUGGAAAUAUUCUUGAUGUUUUUUUGUUGAAGUGGAUUAGUUUUUUACAGUUCAAUGUGAAAAUCACAUUUGCAUUGAUUAAAACCGAGAGUAAAACUUUUUGCAUUAUUUGCAGAUUUGCAUUAUCAGGAUGAGAAAUUCUCUUCCCCUCACUACAGAGCAGAUGUUUUAUAUUUUAUCAAAUACAAUCAACACAA
This is a messenger RNA of Triplophysa dalaica, 2430 nucleotides long. Its product is annotated as E3 ubiquitin-protein ligase TRIM17-like. Lineage: Eukaryota; Metazoa; Chordata; Actinopteri; Cypriniformes; Nemacheilidae. The record is from RefSeq and is a predicted model, not a curated record. Gene Ontology annotation, molecular function: zinc ion binding. The transcript is spliced from 6 exons. The coding region runs from base 285 to 1958 and encodes 557 amino acids.